Molecule: messenger RNA, 6189 nt
Organism: Larimichthys crocea (large yellow croaker)
Lineage: Eukaryota; Metazoa; Chordata; Actinopteri; Sciaenidae
Product: formin
Exons: 17
Coding region: 656-4444 (1262 amino acids)
Biological process (GO): actin nucleation; cortical actin cytoskeleton organization
Cellular component (GO): actin filament; cytoplasm; cytoskeleton
Molecular function (GO): actin filament binding; microtubule binding
Source: RefSeq, a predicted model, not a curated record
UUUUCCAACCUGAGGGUUUUUUUCUCACACAACAGCACACAGGGUUUUCCUGUUAACUGAAAAACAAGUUAAAGACAGACCUAAACUAGAGGGACUGUUUUAGCCAUGGACUUUACACCGGCACUUAGAGAAGGAUAACCCCUAUGACUUUAGACUUUAUGGAUAACACCGCUCGACUUGUCGGAACAGUUUGAAAUGCUUCUGUGAAAAGCAGGUGAACUCUGCUCUCCUGUUCUCCCAGGGAGAUUACAGCAGGACAUGCUUCCAGCCACUGAACAACUCGACUUUACUCGCAGCGUCAUGGGAAUCUUGCUCGCACAGAGAUGGAACUGUACUACUGACAACAUGCAGUCAGUAGUAGUCUUUAUGUGAUGUUAUGAAAGUCUACUAUAGGCAGCUUGUUUCUGUGUCACUAACUAAACAGGAAUACAGGUAGUAUUGUUAGAUUUGGCGCUCUCCUGGAGGAGGUAAGCGGAGCUGGGGAGAUUUGUCCAUACAAAGGCCUUUUGUUCCCGGCAAAACGGUAGGAGCAGCUUGGAUAACUGGAGGUGGGGGAGAUGAACCUUUUCUGACAUUUUCGUUGGACAUUUUCCUCAAGUUGCUGCCUGGUUUGGUUUGCCUCUCUUUGCUCUCAGUUUAAACACUUUAAACGAAAAUGGACAGUGCAAGUAAUAAUCCAGAAGGACCAGGGAAGCAGCCUGCUAGUUCCAUCCUGAGUGUCUUUAACUUUAACACUUUCUUCAGCCGGGAUAGAUCUGCCUCUUUGGACGCGGAGUCGGCUGUGUUGACGUCUUUCAAGGAGUUGUCAAAUGGGAAGAGUCCGCUUGCUGAAAGCGGUCAAACUACUAACAAUGAGGACAAGUUACAAGAUAUGCAUGAGAAAGAUGUGACUACUUCCUGUACUGCAGGGCAACAGGCUGAAUCAUUGGAAACCUGCAAGGAGGAUGGCCGCCAGGUUGAAACAACAACAGCUGAUCCAGAUUUGGUCAUGGUCACUAGGGUUGAAAUAUGUAGUGACACAGAAAAUGAGGAUGACGAGGUGGCCCGCAGCAGCACCACUCUGUCAGAGAGGCUUGCCGGGACCAAGAAGCCUGUGGAGGACAAAAAUACAGUGCACCAUGGUGGUGGAGAUGAGCCAAAAGAUGCCAGCAAGGCACAAGCCUGUGAAGUGCCUGUGUUUAGAACACACAAGUUUACAGAUAGAUCGUUGAUAGAAAAUAUUCUAUAUUCAGGCAGGUUUGUCAGCAGAACUGACUCCAGAUCAGUUCCAGUCUCUUCAGUUUCCAAAAAGGGAGAUGACUGCAGUCCAAAGAAGAGCACCACCACCACCACCACGUUGUAUGUGGAUGUAGAAACAUCUGGUGCUACAGAGAAUAGUAGUGACAAUGUGGGAACAGAUGAGAGUAACGAGUAUACUGGCAUAGAUUGUUCUCAACCUGUUCCCUCCAUCGUUUCCGGAGAUCUAGCUUUGGAGGGUACAGGUCGUAGCACUGCUACAGACUCUGUGUUGAAGCAAGCAGACGACUUAAAUAGCUCAAAAAAGGAGAAGACCCAUGAGGAAAGUGCCGAGGCUGAAGAGGGGACUGAGAAACCUCCCUUCAGCCCUAAUGCACACACAACUGGUCCAAAGACACCGGAAACAAGCACACCACCUCCAGCUUCAUCCUCAUGGACCUCAUCCCCAUCCAGAGGCACGACACUGUCUUCGCCCCCUUCCUUCCAGAUGCCGGCUCUCUUCAGUGGUUUGCGGGUGUUGAAGAAAGGAGCUGUGGGGGAAGACAGGGAGACGAUGUCAGAGAUAAAGCAGAGAGAGAAGGAUGCUGACUUGGCCCUGCUCAGCCUAAAGAAGUCAGUAAACAAAGCCAAGCUCUUGAGCCCUGAGCAGAAAACAGCCACUGCGGUCAAAAAACAUGCAGAGCCUAAACCUGUUACGGAAACUAAAAGCAAUGUAAUGGGACAGCUCAGUCAGCUGCUCAACCUAGACGAACAAAAGUCUGAUGACAGGCAGGAAGCUGAUCCAAACAGCAAAAAAGAGUCUGAGAAUGGAGAAGAGGUUGAGGGAGAGAAAAUUACAGGCCCAGAAACCCCCACAUCCUCGCCGGAAAAAAAGAAAACCUCAGACAUUGCCUAUGAAACCUUUAGGAGCUUCUUUGGCCCUAAAACUGUCAAAAAGGAAAAAACAGAAGACGUGGACCUGGAGGCAGUGAAAAAGAAAAUCAAGAAUGAAAAGGAAAAUCUGAGGUCUAUUUUUGAGAGAGCCUCCAAAUCCCCUGGCAAAAGUCCCACAGAGGCUAAUACAGAGGUCACGUCCCCUACAGACAGCGAGGACCGGACUCCAGGACGUCUGCAGGCUGUGUGGCCCCCACCCAAGCCUAAAGAUGAGGAAGAAAAGGUGGGGCUCAAAUACACCGAGGCAGAGCACCAGGCUGCCCUCUUGCAGCUGAAGAGAGAGUGCAAAGAAGAGCUUGAGAGGAUGCACUCUGACUUCGAGCUCCAGAUCUUCCAGUUGCGAGGUGAGAAUGCCGUCUCAGUGUCACAACUGGAAGGAGUCAUUGCCAAGAUGCAAAGAGACAGGUCGUACAAUACAGGCCAGGAGCGGGGUGAGGUCUGCAACGUUGCUGUGUCCACUGCAGAUGACCCGAUCCCCAAGACCUGCCGCACUGUGGGUAUCCAGACAGACAGGGAGACCUUCAUCAAGAGCCCUGAGGGUGAGGGAAGUGGACUUUCUCAAAGCCCAAACCAGACCGUGCCGAAAAAACUCAACUUGGACUCUAUCGGACUAAAUCGAAAAGCUGAAACAGCCACAGGAUCUGCUGGACCACCACCACCACCACCUCCCCCUCCUCCACCAGGCUUCUCAGGACCACCACCCCCUCCUCCUCCUCCUCCUCCUCCCCCUUUGCCAGGCAACAUGGGAGCACCUCCACCACCCCCACCACCGCCUCCACUCCCUGGUGGUGGUGGUCCGCCACCCCCACCACCUCCACCUCCUCCCCCUGGUCUACCUGGAGCCGGUCCACCUCCUCCUCCUCCUCCUCCAGGCUGUGGCCCACCACCUCCUCCUCCAUUCGGGGGCUUCAGUUUCAGCAAGAUCGUGGAUAAAGCUCCACGGAAACCUGCCAUUGAGCCGGCCUGUCCCAUGAAACCUCUGUACUGGACCAGGAUACAGAUACAGGACAAUAACAACAACACACUGUGGGGUUCUCUGGAGGAGCCAAACAUCGUCAACACCAAUGAGUUUGAGGAUCUUUUCUCCAAGGCCACGUUACAGCCAAAGAAGAAGCCCCUGUCGGACACCUAUGAGAAAAAAGCCAAAACUAAGAAGAUUAUCAAGCUGCUGGAUGGGAAGCGUUCACAAGCAGUUGGCAUACUCAUAUCAAGCCUGCAUCUGGAGAUGAAGGACAUUCAGCAAGCUGUUCUUACUGUGGACAACUCUGUGGUGGAUUUGGAGACCAUUGAGGCUUUAUAUGAAAAUAGGGCCAGCAGUGAUGAGAUGGACAGGAUAAUGAGACAUUAUGAGACGUCUAAAGAAGAUGAAGUCAAAUUACUCGACAAACCUGAACAGUUUCUCUAUGAGCUCUCCCAGAUUCCUAACUUCGAAGGCCGAGCCCACUGCAUCAUUUUCCAGUCAGUGUUCCUCGAUACCAUCUCGUCCAUCCGUCGCAAGGUGGACAUCAUCUCCAAUGUCUGCAAAGAUCUGUUAGAGUGUGACCAUUUGCGGGAUAUAAUGGGUCUUGUUCUGGCCUUUGGGAACUAUAUGAACGGAGGGAACAGGACAAGAGGUCAGGCUGACGGCUUUGGACUGGAGAUCCUCCCCAAACUAAAGGAUGUCAAGAGCAGGGACAAUCGCAUGAAUCUGGUGGAUUACGUUGUUUUAUACUACCUUCGUAAUUUCGACGAGCAUGCCGGCACAGAUAAGAGUGUGUUCCCUUUGCCGGAGCCUCAGGAUUUCUUCCAGGCUGGUCAGGUGAAGUUUGAAGACCUCACCAAGGACAUCAGGAAGCUGAAGAGAGAUCUGACUGCUUGUGAGAAGAACGUGCAGAAGGUGUGUGCGAACUCGACAGAGGAAAACCUCCAGCCCUUCAAGGAGAAGAUGGAAGGAUUUAUCUCUGCCGCUCAAAAGGAGCACUCAGCUGAAGAGGACCGACUCAACGCAGCACAGAAACGUUUCCAGGACAUGGUGAGCUACUUUGGGGUGAAGCCAAAGUCCGGAGAGAAAGAAGUGGCCCCGGGUUACGUUUUAAUGCUUUGGUAUGAGUUUUGCAAUGACUUCAAGAACACCUGGAUACGGCAAAGCAAGAACAUCUCCAAGGAGAGGUUGAAGGAAGCUCAAGAAAACAUCAAGAAGAUCACAGCGGAGAAGAGAGUCGAAACCAAGAAGAUCAAUGCCAACAGUCUGAAAGAGAGGCUGCGGCAGAAGGAAGCCGGUGUGUCCUCCAGCUGAGUGAAAAUGACAGAGCAGAAGAAGAAAUGAGGACUGGUGGUGUUGCAGAAGAUGAAAGAUCAGAUCAGAGGCCAUGCAGGACUCAUCUCUCCUGCUUUUGCCACCUGCUCCCUCUGUGCGCCAUACGGACUCACAAUAAAACCUCCCCGGACUCUUACUACUCCCACUGCCGUAGCCCUAUUAACAGCAAUGGACACCCCACCCCCCCACCGUCCGCCCAUCCCCACCCCUAUGCUCCACCACCCUUCUUCUGUCUGCUGAACAGAUAAGAAGCUAGGCCUGCAGCGAGGAUGCAUGGCUGACACGGCCACAGUGAUGAGAGUCUUAGAGGCCAAAGGUUGAUCUCAUUCAUCCAACACAGCGUGACCUCUGAGUGCCCAGCUUGUGAAAGGUCUGAGGGGGUCACUAGGAUUCACAACAGCGCCAGCUGACACGUCCGCGAGGUUCCUUCUGGAUCUGAUCAGACAUUACAUCGGACACCAGAAUCAUGCUUCUGCAUACUCAAAGUGUUAAGACAUUGUUUGCUGUAAUAUGAACAGAUACAGCUGCGUGGAAAGAAAAAUCCUUGUUGAGAAAACAGAUCUGACUCUCUCUUUCUGGAAGUGCUUAAAAAAAAAAAAAAAAAAAGCAGUUUCCAGUGUCCUUCUGCUGUAGCGAAUAGCUUUUCAUUCACCGCGGCUCAUUAAGAUUCUUGUAAAUAUGUCAUGCUGUAGAAACGGCAGGGACGGUACGAUAAAUGAUCCGGGCUGAGGCUUCAAGUGCGGAUGAAGACAUGUCGCGUAUAAGUGUGUCUGUGCGUACAAAUAUGUGGACGUUUCACUGUAUUGUGUAGCACUGCACCAGACUGACCUCUCCUGGGUGACGGCCAGAGAAGAGCAGAACCUGGCAGCGAGCCCCCCCCCCCUCACAUGCACAUAAACAUGUACUUAAAAACAUCUGAGGGACACAAGUUUUAAACUCAAGAUAUUAAAUAUACAUUAUGCAAACCUGUUAAUCCAUCACAGAGUGCUGUGCAUCACAUUGUGUCCGGCACACUUUUUUAAAAGCACUUUACUGCUUGCAAUAGCUCUAUGUCGUAGCUCGCUAUAAGCCCCCCUGCACCCCUGAUUCCCUGACUUUUCAAAUGUCUUGCACUUUUUUUGCACCUCUUUUCCUAUGCAAGGGUACGGUUUCCUUGUUAUUAAGAUUUAUUCAUUGUAUUGCUUCAUGAUGAGAUCCUAUUAGUUUAUUAAUAGUGUUUUGCUUUAUUUCCAUAAGUCUAUGUAACUACACCCCUGUAACAUUGAAGAAAAGUCUAUUUAUGUAAGGAAAGAUUUAUUUUAUGCUAAAAAACAAACAAAACACAAGCUUUGUUCCCUUUGAGGUUGUAUUUUUAUGAGUUGUAAUCGACUGAGAAGCUGACUGAGGGAUCAGUCAGGUGAAAAAUAUAUUUUCACGUGGAUAGUACUUGUAUGUUGUGCCCACUGAUUAACAGGGAAUUUGCGUCGAGUGAAGAUGGCUGCCUUUUCUGUUUAGUUUUGGAGAGAUGAGGGUUGUAUAUUGAGAACAUUUAAGCAUAUCACUUGAAGCCAUGUGAGUUGUAAUACCUCAGACAGACUUCCGUUAUCAGAGCAUCCGUAAAACUGCACCUUGAAUUACUUUUCUUGCCUCCAAAGUCUUUCACGUGUGCCAUUUAUUUUGUAUAAAAAUUUAGAUAUCUCAGAACUGCUAUGUUUUACUCAAGAGGGUUUGAAAAACCAAGAAAA